Haliotis rufescens (red abalone) is the source of this 2773-nucleotide messenger RNA. RefSeq lists its product as uncharacterized. Lineage: Eukaryota; Metazoa; Mollusca; Gastropoda; Lepetellida; Haliotidae. Bases 259 to 2337 code for a protein of 692 amino acids. The record is from RefSeq and is a predicted model, not a curated record. The transcript is spliced from 2 exons.
UGUGUGGCGUUUGCCCGAGAUCUCGCGAUAUCGCUAAUUACAAGCUACAAUCUUGAUUAUUCGAUUUGUCAAUUGCAAACACAUACCAGUUCCAACUAUUGAACUUAACUUAAUCUACAUCAACUGGAGUUGUGGCGCAUGCGCACUGCCUCUGCUGGUUUGGGACAAGCCGAUCUAACAUGUGGCUGUGGUUGAAUUGUCGUGUUGUUGAUAACAAACUCGAGAAGACAUUACUAAGCAUGUCAGGACAAUGUUGAAAUGUCGGAGCAGGGUGGAAAUUUAUUCACUCAGGAAAAUAUCCAGGAGAUCGUUGACGUUUUAAAGGUUGACCUUGGCGAUGACGACGGCAAUGUGUUCCAGGCCAAGGUGGCCGCAAUGCAGCGGUUCCUCCGCUACGGGAUGUCCAAGUUCUCCAAGGAGAAGCUGUACCAGCAUUUAUGCAUCGUGGCCAGGAGGGUCACCGUCCAGGAACGGAUGACGUCAUGGAAUACUCAGAACAAUACCGUCAUCAAAAGCAUCGGUCAUCUCAGGGCAGUGAUCCGUGACAUGCAUGGAAAGGACAAGUACAACGGUUUGUUGGAGUGUGAGAGACAAGCUAUUAGGUACUUCCUGCACUUCCUUGUUGACGUGGACCAUAUAAAGUGUUUAAAGGGGAGCUUCGACAAAGAGGUGCACACAGUGUUGUAUUAUGACUACUUCGAUCCUUCAGACUGGAGUCCGUCUCAGAAAAAAAGUGCCGGCACAAAGGGGGGUAAGCCGGAAGACAAGGAUAGCGGAAAUUAUUCCAUGUCAGAGCUUGAUGAAAAACAUGAACAGGUGACAUCAUUGAAGCCUCCAAAUGGAGGUAAUUCUCCCCGAGGAAGUGUGUCUCCAAGGGGAGAUAACUCUCCUAGGGGCAAAUAUGAUGAUUCGUUUACCCAGGUUGGCUUUUCUUUCUCUAAGCAUUUGGAUGGUAGUGAAAAAGAAAAACUCCGUGUGACUGUGAAUGAACUCGAGGAGGUCAGCGAGAGGUGGGACAGGUUGUUGAUGGAGGAUGAUCAGGAUCUGGAGGACUAUGACCCAGAGAGUUAUUACGAAGUGAUGGAGUGUGAGGAACAUACCAAAUUUGAAGCAGUCUUUCGCUUACUUUCCGAUAUUUUUGCCAAAUGUUAUAAAGUUAUAGAACUGUCCAAACAAUGGUGGAAUCUUGCACAUAAGAUUUACAAAAAACUUCCUCUAAGGAGACCUGUGUCUCGAGGAUGGCCAAGAUGCAGAGAGAGAUCUCAUAGAUCUGGAGAUAACGAGGAAGAGAACCCAGAGACUACUCAACAAGAACCAGAAGUGGAUGAAUCAGCGGAGACAAGCCCAUCGGGUGCAGUCGAAGUGGAAGAUGAAGACUUCGGACAUCUUAUCCAUGUCCCUGAACCCCAGAAACAGCAGAAACAAGAUCGGGUCACGAACAUCAAGGCUCGCCUGUUUGAUCUCUCGUAUGCUAUACAUGAGCUUGAUCAGGAUCUGGCUGACCACAAAGUUGACUUGAGGAAGCUGGACUCUAGGGAAAGAAGGUUCCAAAUGCUGGAAAUCUUAUUCGGUAAAGUGGAUGCUAACCUGGAAGAGAUUCAGGAGAAAUGUCGAAAGCUUCGUGCUCAGAGAAAAGUGACUGCUCAGAAAUAUUCCUACACUUUCAGAGGAACUGAGAAAUACUUUGAUUACAGGGAGAAGCUGAGAAGGCUGGAUAAGAAGCUGAUGAAAUAUGAUAAUGAGAUACAGCUUUUAGUCUACAAGCAAAAUGUCGUCUCACAGGAUUAUAUGUUGGAAAUGGAAAUUCGACCAAACUUUAUUAGAUCGUAUGAAGAUCUGAGGACACAGAUUACUGAUAAAGAACAUUUGCUUCAGCAACGCCAGGGCGAGAAGAAAGACCUCGAGGAGGAACUAGAGCUCCUGGAACCCGAUGGUUUGGCGGGAAGAAGUCGAAAAAGUGAAAAUGGUAGUUCUUCUGGACAUUCUGUACUCACCGAUCUCAAAGGGGAGAUAACUGAUGACAUUCCCACGUCACACGAAAAAGAUUACAACGAGGUGUUCAACGGUUUGGGCAAACGGUAUGAACUGGUGAGUUCAGCUCCCCCUGUCAAGACUCAGCUCAGGAAUAUGAAAAAGAAAGAGGAGGUAACUCCACCAGUCAAGAAACCCGCGCCACCUAGUAGUGAGACUCUGCUGAAGACUGUCACGACGAUUGAUGGUUCGAAUCUCAUUGGACAUGAAAAACCAAAGUUCCAAUCCCCUCGGCCACCCCAGGGUCUUAAAAAGAGGGCUAGAAAGCCGUUUCCAGGGAAACGUGGAGUUAAACAGCCUGUGUGAAUUAAGUUGUUGUUGAUUGGUUUGUUGUUUAACGCCGCACUCAGCAAUGUUCCAGCUAUAUGACGGCGGUCUGUAAAUAAUCGUGUUUGGACCAGUGAUUAAUACCAUGAGCAUGAAUUAAGUGCUCAUUCAAGGACGUCACUUAUCAAUAUCUGUCACAAUGUGACACAACAUAUCUAUGUAAAAUAUAUCAUCACCAGACUUCGCCAUGUGAUAAUGUAAAUUUCGUGAGAACUAACAUUAUCUGUGAUUGUGUGACCUUGAUGAUUUUCUUCAUGUGGAUAAUCAUUGCUGUAUUGCCCGUACAUUUUAUUACAGUAACACGACUUUCAGCCCUCUCAUUUUUAUGCGACAUAAACAUUGUAAGUCUGUUAUAAAACUGUUACAAAUAUUUGUGCAUAUCUUCAACAUUGAGCCGUGAAGAUCCGGGGUAGAA